GUCAUCUGCAAACUUCUGGAUGUGACAUAUACACACACCCUAACUUAACAGAACUUUGGGUGUUUGUAGUCUCCACUGACCCUGAUGGGCAGAUGCAGAUGCUUCAUCAGGGACAGAAACUCUGUGUUUGUGUGUCCUUAUCUGUCUUUUGUCUAAUAUUUAAAAUACCUGAGAACUUCAUCCUUCUCUGGAGGAGCUCAGUCAGACUGACAGCAGAUUGUAGCUGGUGCACAUCAUCUGCUGGAAGCACAUGCAGACAUGAAACUAUGUGAAUAGUGAAGUGACUUUGAGUUAAAUUGGUACUAAUGAAGCCACCUCUGCCUCAGAACGGAUCCACUUUUCCAUCUGCAGCUUUUGGAGAGACAAAGCUGUAAUUUCAGAGCCUGCAAAUACUUCACAGGAAAUGUUUGUGGUAAGCCAAGGAAACGUCAACCUCUGCAGAGUUCCUCUGAAGCUUUCAUGACACGUAAUUUCCAGCUUUCAGCCCUGCUGUUUGCUGGAGGUACUGCAGGUCACCUCUCUGAGUGCUCCCCCAUGUGACAGGUGAGUUUCCCCCUCAGGAGCGACACCUGUUUGCUGUUUCUCAGCUCGAGCAGAGCUUGGAGACGAGGCAAAAGCAGUCAUUUAUAAGAAAUCUGAGCCUCUGGUGAAAGAAGCCUCAGCUGCCGUUGAGUCCAGGACUGAGUGUUCUGGCCCGAGAGGGUGAAAAAGAGCUGCCAGGACCAAAAUAACGGAGCUCUCCCAGGUCUCUAACAGCAGCCAGAAGCUGCUUCUCUGUUUGGAGCCGUAAAACGUCCUGAGGAAUGGUCAUCUCAGCCUCCUGCUAGGCUGGAGUGUCUGAUGGCGGCACCAGGCCAGAGGCAGGAUACACCUGGAUUACCCAGCAUGCCUGGAGGAAGCUGGAGAAAACCCACUCAGAAACAGUAACUAGCCGGUUGUUUUCCAGGAGAAAGUGUGAAUGCUGAAUGAUUUUAGACGAAUUUGCUGAAACGCUGAAUAAAUGUAUUUGAAGAGCUGACUUGUGAUAAAAGUCCUACUUCAGACAAUGAUUUUUAUCAUUGUUAUUAUUUCCGUUUUCUGAAACUGCUGAAGGGAAAAUGCAAACUGAAAGUGCAGGAAUCCAUCUUUAAGCCUCCUUAUUUAUUAAACCCUCACAUGUAUCGACACAGUUUUCCCACCACAGGAACAACAAGGCAUCAAACUCACGAGACCCACGUUUGUUUCUUUGCAUUAAAACUCUGGAGAUUAGAGCAAGUUAAAGGCAGAAUCUGUAGGAUUUUCAAUAUAAAUUCAUGUAAAAAAUAACAAAUACCAUAAUUAGAAAGUUUAAAAACAUGUCAUUUGCCAUCAUUUCAUAUGUGAUAUUUUAUGAAAUUACAAAGUUAUUGGUUCUUUUUAAACUUUUUACGGUCCGUAAAAGUUGUAGUACCUUUUUUCCACCAGUAGAGUGAGUAUAAGACAAUUUAUAGCAGAGCAGCUCGAAUGUACAGCUCAGAAGCGAUUCCUACAUUAGUUGAGAGAAAGGGAAGAAGAGGUGGAGCUUCGCACAGUGGCAGUGUUUCGACUGAAUUGCCUCACCAAUCUUCACGUGAAUUUGUGAGAGCAGAGCUUCCAGAGAAGUUUAGAUAAAUUGACCUUGGCUUGUCUAUUUGAUAUAAAGCAUGGAUGAAACCACUUCAAAGCGACCAAUAUCACCGCCAGAGUUAGCUUCUGGUAAGAAGAAAAAAGUACGCUACGAGUCACAAAAGCUAUAUGACAAGAAGCGUGGGAAAACUAGAAUAAAUAUCGGCGUCGCCUUCACGCGCUGGAGACAGCUUCGUAACAACAAAGGACUGAAGUCUGACGCAGAGUUGGCAACAUUUCUUCUCGACCGAUUUGAAAAAGGUCCUCAAACAUCAACGCCAAUGAAGAGAGGUGUUUGGCACGCAGACACCAUAUCAAGCAUUGCAUCAAGUGAUACAGACGAGCAAGGAGACAAGGCAACAUCGGAACUUGCAAAAGCAGACACAACAAAGCCUCAUGGAUUGGCUGAACUUGAAUGGAGCCUAACUGAGAUGAGCAUUGAUGAUGAACAACAUGUUGAUGAAGGAGCCAUCAAUGAUCUGAGAAAUAGCGUAAUUGACUGGGCUGGUGACGCUCCCCUUGAAAGGCCUAUACAAACGGAGGAAAUGGACAUCGGAGAUGAAGAGGAUAUGCCCUCACUUUCUAUCAAAUUCGGAGGCGCUUUGAAUCAGGUUCCAUCCCUCGACAAACUUCCAGUAAUUGGUUUGGAUGAGACGGUGCAUGACUUGAUCCCAGAACUGGAUCCUGUUCCAGAGACGUGCACAUACAGUGACUCGGCAUGUGAUCUCAGGCUCCCCCAAGUAAAGACGGCAGAACAUAUUGUAGGAGCUAAAGCGUCCAUCAUUUAUGAGGAAUGCUUGAGGCACCUGGCUUCUUUUGUAACUUUGCCAGUUCAAAAGUGUGCCAAAUUGAAAGAGACGGGUGAAGUAUGUCAGCAGUGCCCACCAUACAGAGUCCACAUCAAAGAGAGAGGCACAGCAAGUGUUUUAGAAUGGAUCUGUGCUGAUGGACAUCUUGUGUGGCAAUGGGUUUCACAGCCUGUAAUGAAAUUUGGGAUGCAGGCUGGUGACUUCAUGCUUUCAACAAACAUCUUGUUGUCUGGAAACAAUUACAACAAAGUAGCACUACUCUUCAAGUUCAUGAACAUGGGAAUGGUUGGAAGAGGAACAUUCUUUUCCAUCCAAGACACAUACUGUGUCGACACAGUUAAAAGUUACUGGAUGCAGAAAAGGGCUGAAGCCAUAGCUAAACUGCAGAGAAAAGAUGUUGUGGUCCUUGCUGACGGGAGGAAUGACACUCCAGGACAUUGUGCACAAUACUGCAGUUACACUGCAAUGGAGAAUGAUACACGGGAGAUCAUCAGUGUUGUAACUGUAGAUAAGAGACAGACCGACAGAAGAUCAACUGUUAUGGAAAAGGAGGCCUUCAUUCGAACAGUUGAUCAGCUUAUGGCUGAGGUGAAGCUGGUGGAAAUCUGUACAGAUGCCCACUCACAGAUUAGUGCUGUCAUGGAUCCUGAAAAGGGGAGGUAUAAGGGACAUGGAAUAAAUCACAGUCUUGACAUGUGGCAUGGAGCUAAAAACCUGGCCAAAAAAAUCGCUGCAGCUGCCAAGAUAAAGGAACAGUCGGCUCUACUACUAUGGCUAAAGGACAUUGUAAAUCACUUUUGGUGGUGUUGCAAAAAAGCAGAAAACUUUGAAGAGUUCUUGAUACUGUGGGUUGGAAUAAUCCACCACGUAUGCAAUGAGCAUGAGUGGGCAACUGGCCAGUGUCAACAUGGUCUAAUAGAGGAAGCCCAAAAGGAGUGGAUAGAGAAUGAUUCAAAGGUUCAUGAGGCGCUUGUGGAUAUUGUUCUGAAGAAGCGGUGGCUGAAGGAUAUCCAUAAGUACUUGCGUUUUAGAUCUACAGCUGACUUGGAGAGUUUUCACAACCACGUCCUCAUGUAUGCAAGCAAGCGUUUUGCUUUCACUCCUCCAGUCUAUGAAGCCCGUGUUAUUCUGGCUGCCCUGGACUACAAUUUCCAUCUUGGUCGGCCAACAAGACAGAGAGCAGAUGGCUCCAACAUGUACACACGGAUUUUCAGAAAAAAUGCAAAACGUUAUAGCGUUUAUGCAUUGAAGACACCAAAAACAUAUGGCUACAUUCAAGCGCUGCAGACUGAGGUGGUGAAGUGUAGAUUGGAAGCAGAUAAAGGCAUGCCAAGAACACGGACACUGAGGCCAGAUGAUCCACGCAAGCUCGGUCGACUUCCACCUGUACCUCCCCCAUCCGUUGAAGAACUUGUACAAACACAAGUGAAAAGGGGUCUCGGUCCAGAAUUCAACACCAAUCCUCCUUCUGUAUAAGGAUGUUGUCAGACCUACGAUGACGACCAACACAGAGUAGAAAGCAGUCUGCAGAUGCAGAAUCUACACCAUAGCAGAUGCUGACGAGCUCCUGCUCCAUUCCUCCUCUCUGAUGAACAAGACUCGGAGUCCCACACUUGAUUCAGGACCUCAUCUGCCAACCCAGAGGAAGUAUUCCAGCCUUUUCCCUCCGAGGACCAUGCUCUCACGUGUGGAGAUGAUUCUCAUCCCAGCAACUCCACACUAGACUGAUCUGCUCCAGUGACAGCAGAAGGUCAUGGCCAAGGUCUCCAAAAAGCAAACAUCUGAUGCUUAGGUCACAAAAUCUGCCCCCUCAUCCCCAUUACUGCAUCUAAGAAUUAUUUCCAUAACUGUAAUGAACAAAAAAAGUGGAAAAUGUGUAUUCAGUCAGUGGUGUUUGCCACAGAUAAAACAUCGUCAAGAAGGAUUGAAUAUCUGUUGUGCAAUCAAACUUUCACAUCCUUUGUAUGGAUAUGUGGCUUUUUUUUGUAGAUAGGCUUUGGUCUAUGGGGUUUUUGUUGUGUAUAUACUGUGUAUUGCUGCUGUUGCAUCAGUUAUAUUUAUCUAUUUUUUGCAGUUAAAUUGUAAUAAACAUUUGUCUUGUU
Messenger RNA from Melanotaenia boesemani (Boeseman's rainbowfish), 4534 nucleotides. RefSeq lists its product as uncharacterized. The record is from RefSeq and is a predicted model, not a curated record. The transcript has 14 exons. Bases 1662 to 3908 code for a protein of 748 amino acids. NCBI's taxonomy places the organism in Eukaryota, Metazoa, Chordata, Actinopteri, Atheriniformes, Melanotaeniidae.